Messenger RNA from Brienomyrus brachyistius, 4031 nucleotides. RefSeq names its product kelch repeat and BTB (POZ) domain containing 12 (gene kbtbd12). Lineage: Eukaryota; Metazoa; Chordata; Actinopteri; Osteoglossiformes; Mormyridae. Bases 246 to 2096 code for a protein of 616 amino acids. The record is from RefSeq and is a predicted model, not a curated record. The transcript has 7 exons. Gene Ontology annotation, molecular function: protein binding.
UGCAACUAAGAGCUGGCUAAUGACUGUAAACAGUCUGCGAUGCGUCAGGAAAGUUUUAAGCGCUGUUCUCCAUUGCUCCAUUGCCGUACGUAAAUAAAUGCGAUGCCUCCUUCGUCCAACAAAGACUGAAUGACCACGAAAACAAAGGAAAGGCUGGUAGGGCCUCAAAAUAGGAAAUUCUGUAUUGCUUGGUCUAAACAACUUGCAAGACUGAUUUUUGAGUAUUUUUUUUGCUGCCGUGAGCCAUGGAUCCCAAAAACAAGCACGGCCUGGCGCUUCUGGAGCAGCUGUGGACGAUGCGCGAGAUGGGCGAGCUGACCGAUGUGGUCCUGGUGGUCGAAGAUGUCUAUUUCCCUUGCCAUCGUGUGGUCCUGUGUGCCUUCAGCCCCUACUUCCGGGUCAUGUUCACCUGCGGCUUGAGCGAGUGCAGCCAGCGUGAGGUGGUGCUGAGGGACACACCCGCCGAGAGCCUGGGCCUCCUGCUCGACUACAUGUACCUGGCAGAGCUGCCCCUCACCAACACCAACGUGCAGGGCGUCUCCACCGCCGCCUUCCUGCUGCAGAUGGACGAUGUGUUCAAGCAGUGCCAGCAGCAUAUGAUCGACCACAUGGACGCCUCCAACUGCCUGGGUGUGUAUUACUAUGCGCGGGAGCUGGGCGCUGAGGAGCUGGCUGAUCUGGCGCAGCGUUAUCUGCGGCAACACUUUGCCGAGGUCUGCCUGCAAGAGGAGGUGAUGGAGCUGGAGGCGCACCAGCUGCUGCCACUGGUCGGCUCAGAUGACCUCAACAUCACACGCGAGGAGAGCAUCCUGGACAUGGUGCUGCGCUGGGUGGACCACCGGCGGGCAGAGAGGGCCACGCACCUCGCUGAGCUUCUGCGCCGCGUGCGGCUCCCUCUAGUGGCACCCGACUUCCUGCGAGAGGCAAGGCGGAGGAGCACGGUGCUGCUGGGGGAUGCUGAGUGCCUGGAGAUGGUGGAGCAGGCCCUGGAGGCGGCCCGGCAGCAUCCUGCCGCGGCACCGCGGCGUCUGAAGCUGCGAUACGGCAUGGAGACCACUGACGUGCUGCUCUGUAUUGGAAAUGACGGCCAGGGCAUCAGGUCACGGCAGGGCAGCUACUGCGACUACAGCUUCUGCUACGCCGCCAGCACUGGGCGCACCCUCUUCAUCACCUCUCCCCGCUACGGCGAAGUGCUGGGCUGUGUGUGCGCCGGCGUGGUGACUGAGGACAACCAGAUUGUGGUGGCUGGGGAGGCAGGGGCCCGCAGAAUGGCCCGGCAGAAGAACAGAACCGUGGAUAUCUGCAGGUACAAGGCAUCGGCACAGGGCACCUGGGAGAAGCUCUGCUCAGUGGAGUAUCGGGAUAUGUACGCUCUUGGCACUUUGGGUGACACUCUCUACCUGUUGGGGGGCCAGAUGAAGCUGAAGAACCACUACCUCAUAACCAAUAGCGUGGAGCGCUGGUCCCUGAAAGGCGGGCCCUGGAGAAACUCCGCCCCACUGCCAAUGCCAUUGGCGUGUCACUGUGUUGUCAGCUUGAAAGGCUGUCUUUAUGUACUGGGAGGCAGGACACCACAGUGUGACAGGCCGGAUGACGAGCCCGACCGCUUGAGCAAUCGUAUGUUCCAGUAUGACCCCGAGGCAAACAAGUGGGAGGAGCGUGGGUCCAUGAAGUUCUCCAAGUACCGCUGCAGCGCGGUGGUGCUGAACGGGGAGAUUUACGUACUGGGGGGCAUUGGCUGUGAAGGAGCUGACCGUGGACAAUCACGCCGCUGCCUUGAUGUCGUGGAGAUUUACAACCCAGAUGGGGGCUUCUGGAGGGAGGGACCCCGGCUGCCCUAUCCGCUCCUCUCCCUGCGCAGUGGGGCAUCCAAUGCAGGGGCUGCAGGAGGCAAACUCUACGUGUGUGGCUUUUACAGGGGGGCUGAUCGGCAUGACGCCAUCAUCAAGGACAUCAUAGAACUCGAUCCAUGGGAGAAAGUGUGGACUAUGGUGGCACGGCGUGUCCUGAUGCACGACAACUAUGACGUGUGCCUGGUGGCCAACCUCAACCCUCGCAAUCUUGUGGCCCCACCCUCGGAUGCUUCAGAUGAGUGAUGCACCUAAGAGUCAAUCUGAACUAGCAUAAAGGCGCCCUUGUUAUACCAAAGCUGGCACCGUGUGCAACAUCCAUCUGGACAAUCGACAUUGCUUUGGCUCUGUGCACCCAUUAGCUUAACGUAUCCAUCCAUCCAUCAUUCAUCAGAGCAUGGAAGCAGCAAGAGUACAUGGCAUGCAAUGAGUACUUGUACCGGAUUUAGAGGUUUGUUACGUUACUAACACUCAUUGCUCAGUGCUGCAUAAUGUAGUUAAUGGUAGUUUAGUGUUAAAAGUCAUGAUUUUUUAUGGAGGUCCAUUCACUGGAUUCCUCAUUGUGAAAGCAGCAUAAGGAUUUCUGGUUGCAGUGAAUCCCACACUGCACCCUCAAGAUUUCUUUGCAAAGACUUUUUUAGGUAGAACUGGCUAUACAUGUACAUGGACUGGGCUGCCCAAUUUUGGCAAUUUAAAAUGUACUGUUGACUGAGGGGACAAUUAAAUUAUUAUGCUGUUUUGUGUAAAACAUGCUUGGAAAAAAAAUCUUUGCUCACAAAUUUUAGUUCUAGUGAUUAAUCUCAAUGAUGAAAGUGCCCUUAUAAUGUAGGCACAUCUUGUUGAUGUCUAGUUUGUCCUUGGCCCAGAGGUCUCAGAAAUGAAGAAAGUAAUAUUUCACAAAUGAGAGAAUGUCUUCUUGACAGAACUUCAAAUUCAGUGCUGAUAAAAGUUUACUGAGUUUAAUGAGUAAGGUUGAUAUAAUACUGUUUUUAUCCUGCCAUUGCGGCUUUAAAAUCAAAUAUUUUCAAUUUUUUAAACUCGCAAAAGAAUCAUUUUUACCAAUCUUUGAUUUAGCUGAAAAAUAACCUUUCAUGUCACAAAAAUCUUCACUUGAAUAAUACAGAUUUAGCAAAACUUCAUUGGACAUAAACUCUGCCCAUUAGCUUUUUCAUUUAAGUGCAGGUUAUGAAAAGAGAAAUGUUCCCCUAAGAGGAUAUGGCUGAUACUAUACAGUUGAGUAAUUGCAUGGUGUACAUUCUUAAGUUUUUUUAAGGAACAUUUAUAGUCAAGACUCCUAUCUAAUUUUUCAUAUCUACGUCUUGAAAACCUUCUGCAUCCAUUCUAGUUUGGCCACCGCAACAUAGGAGCCACUGAUAAUCAAUGGUCAUAAUGGUGGAUUAACCUAAAAUGAAGUAUUAACAAAAAAGAAGUUAGUUCUCGUUUCAUAGUUAUACGUGUUCAUGUAUUUAUACACGCACACACAAACGCUGUUCUCUACUAACACUCACUAUUAAGGAUUGCUUUUAUAAAGUUAUCUGUGAUUUCACAAACAUGAUUUUGGAAGCCUAUAACAAAACUUUGCUUUUCUUUGCUAGUUUGUUUUGACGUUUAAAGAAAUCCAGUGCACCUGUUAGGCAAGAUGUGCAUCUUGUAAAUGUUGAUUUAUACUUCGGUGUUGAGCCUAAACAGAGCUUAUGCCAUGUUCUCAGUCUCCACACCAGCACCAGUGUGACUAUGAGGUAGGCUAUGGCGUUGGGUCUACGCCAUACCUACAUCCUAUUGACAGUGUAGAGGGAAGCAGCCUGUUCUAACAGCACAUUGCUGCACCCACCACACAACAAACCACCUCAGGGAUGAGAACCAAAGUGAAAGUAACUUUUUUUUUCUGGUGAUUGAAUUGCCAAUCCUGCCACCAACACAAAAUUUUCCUGUAAGUUUGGGGACUGCUUUGCAUGGCUGGAUGUAGAUUAACAUCAUACCCAGUACAAAGCAACUGCAAGUUAAGGGCCUUGCUCAAGGGCUCAACAGAGUAGGAUCACCUGACAUUCUCAGGAUUGGAACCAGUGACCAUCCAGUUGCUGGCACAGAUCCCUAGCCUCAGAGCCACCACAAAAGUAUAAAUCAGCCUUAUGUCCUCACUGAUUGUAAUGUUUUAAUAAAACCUUACUGUUCAGUGGUAAA